Molecule: messenger RNA, 525 nt
Organism: Paramuricea clavata
Lineage: Eukaryota; Metazoa; Cnidaria; Anthozoa; Malacalcyonacea; Plexauridae
Source: the annotation of a GenBank genome assembly
AUGGAGAAAUACUUGGUUUUUAUUCUAUUGGCCAUAUUCCACACACGAUGGGCGACACCUGUACUCGUCUGUGAAUCAAAUUCCGAUUGUGAUGAAGCCCGAGACCCGUAUUGCUGUAAAAAGAUAAAACAGUGUCGUUCGAAUUGUGUUCUACAAAAUUGCACUUCAAACACGGAUUGUGGUUCACCAGGCGAGCGUUGUAAGCACGGGAAGUGCCUCCCGGUGUCGGCUCCGUCACGCACGAAGGAUGAUCGUAGCCCAGCUUUGGUUAUAGUGUUCGUUGCAGUAUGUCUAUUCGUGUUCGUAUGCAUCAUUGUGGCGCCCGUUUGUUGUUGCGUAAGAUGCGCAGGGGGAUUCUGUGAUCGGCGCCUCGCCAGGGGAAACGUUGCUGCUGGUAGACACGCUGGGUGGAACUUUGGCGACGGCGGGGGUGGCGGCGGCGAUGGUGGUGGCGGGGGUGGUGGCGGCGGGGGUGGUGACGGCGGCGGGGGUGGUGGCGGCGGUGGUGGUGACGGGGGGUGCUGA